UUCAAACUUAUUAUUCUCUACCGUUUACAAAAUCCCAACGGUCGUAUAAAUUUCCCUCUUUUAGGCGUGAGUCGUGAGAUUUUCCCCCACAUAAAUCUUUGUUUCCCCUCACAAAGUUUCCACCUUCUCCCCUCCAUUACGAAUUGACCAAGAAACAAACCGUCAAUGGCUUCUGUCACCCAGCAAUCCAAACAUCAUCAAUAUCUUGAAAAGGGUGAAGAUUUCUCCGAAAGCGGAGGGUCCGACCCGGGAUACGAUUCCGAUGAUUCGGUUGAGGACCCGAGUUACAGCACUCUUGAAGAAACCCAUGCCCACUUCUCAAACCUCUCCAUCAACAGUAAAUCCAAGGCCCGUAUGGUGGAGGUUCUUGAUCUUGAAUCAGACCUUGAUGGGGAGGAGGUGGUUGUGCCGGAGCUUAAUCAGAAUGAUGCUAAAAGCUAUGAACAUGUCCAAAAGAUGAUUCAAGACGAACAGAUUGGUAAACUGAAAGUGGAGCAAUGUAAGCUCUACUUGAGGAAAAAUGGGUUGAGACUGACUGGCAAUAAGGACACUCUCAUUCAGCGGAUUAAGGAGCAUCUAGAGAUUUUGAAUGGUGGAGGUGAGAAGAAGUACCCUGCAUCUAGCUUUGUUUUGAAUUGCAAAGGUGAUGCAUGCACCGGCGAUGUUGUCAUGUUUGAACAAAAUGUUUAUGAAAUGUUUGACAUAGCAUCCAGGAGUGGAAGAGGCCCUCCAUGUGGCACAAGGAUUGUCGCAGGCCGGAUUGUGAAAGAAAGCUAUGGUGCUGCCAAACAGCAGCACACAUUUACAAUUGAAGUAUUCUGGAGCAAGGGGGUGAAACCACUCCCUCCACUUCAUCCCCUCCUAAUCAAGGGUCGGAAUCUUUACCGGUUGAAAACCGGAAGACAGAGGUGGGAAGAUGAAGGGGAGAGGCAGAAAGCUUUGAUGGAAAAGCACUCAAGGGGAUCUCUUGCUAGGUCUGACAGAGAAGCACAGGUACAAGAGAAGGAAAUGAGAAAAACUCUGAAGACAAAUAGGAUUUCAAGAAAGGAGCAAAAAAACAAUCAGUCUCAGUUGAACUCAGCCUCUACUUUUAAAUCAUCAGUUCAACCUCAUCAAUCUUGUCCACUUGUUUAUCCCGCAAUGCUUCAUCAAUCAUUUGGUCCAGGAAAUACAAAAAUGGGACCUCAGCAGCUGCGAUUGUCUACUGACUCCACUAAAGCAGCAGCUCAAACUCACCAUUCACAGAAACCAGCAACUCAACCUCAAGAUGCACAGUCAGGCUUAUUGAUUGUCGAUUGUGGAAAAGUGACAACUCAACCUCAAAUGAAAAAUAAUACAGUUAUGCAAGAUAGGCACUUCAAUCAAGCUUCUCAGCACCUGAAGCUUAGCAAUUAUGACACAGUUAUGGAAUUGCAUAGUUAUAGUGAGUUUAUGGGGUUACCACCACCACCAAAGAAGACUUAUCAAAAACAGUCAUUGACAAGCGUGAAACACUCUCUUCCGACUAGUCCACGACGACAAAAGCAGAUAUGCCGUCAUUAUGCUCAGGGCAGAUGUUAUUAUGGAGACAACUGCAAAUUUUCCCAUGAAUUGAGAGAGUUACAGUGAAAGGAGGGAAGAGAGGUGGCCUUGUAACGAUGGAGAGAGCUCCCAAUUUUUUCAUGAAGUGAGGGAGAAUUACAAUGAAAGGAGGUUCUAUAACCCAACUUUGUAAUGCCCAAGUUAGGGGUCCAGAGACAAACAUGGUGAUUGAACAUUGGUUCAAUUUUGAUGUUGUUUUGUUACUUUGUGACUUGUGAACAACUUUUGAAUCAAGUCGAUGGUGAUCAUUCUUUUUCUCUGAUUUUUUCUUCUUGAAUUCUUCUUUCUUAACUAUUUUCUA
Rosa rugosa (rugosa rose) is the source of this 1882-nucleotide messenger RNA. RefSeq names its product zinc finger CCCH domain-containing protein 62-like. Gene Ontology annotation, molecular function: metal ion binding. The transcript has 9 exons. Bases 166 to 1608 code for a protein of 480 amino acids. The record is from RefSeq and is a predicted model, not a curated record. Lineage: Eukaryota; Viridiplantae; Streptophyta; Magnoliopsida; Rosales; Rosaceae.